UCCCAUUUUAGAAGGGGGUGCCUCAAGACUGUCCGUAAUUUUAAAGGGUGCCUCAAGACUGUCCGUAAUUUUAAAGGGUGCCUCAAGACUGUCCGUAAUUUUAAAGGGUGCCUCAAGACUGUCCGUAAUUUUAAAGGGUGCCUCAAGACUGUCCGUAAUUUUAAAGGGUGCCUCAAGACUGUCCGUAAUUUUAAAGGGUGCCUCAAGACUGUCCGUAAUUUUAAAGGGUGCCUCAAGACUGUCCGUAAUUUUAAAGGGUGCCUCAAGACUGUCCGUAAUUUUAAAGGGUGCCUCAAGACUGUCCGUAAUUUUAAAGGGUGCCUCAAGACUGUCCGUAAUUUUAAAGGGUGCCUCAAGACUGUCCGUAAUUUUAAAGGGUGCCUCAAGACUGUCCGUAAUUUUAAAGGGUGC
Messenger RNA from Staurois parvus, 411 nucleotides. Lineage: Eukaryota; Metazoa; Chordata; Amphibia; Anura; Ranidae. The record is from the annotation of a GenBank genome assembly.